GAUAAAACGGAGUCUUUAUUUUCUUGUUGGUAAAAAAGAUUUCUGCUGAUCCCAUUAUCUUGGCUUGAUUCUUCUCCUGUCAGUUCAUCCGACAUCAAUUUUAGUUUUGUUUUUAAAUGUGAUAUGCAAAACAUUCUUGCUGUUUUACUUUUGGAUUUUAUUAUCGCAAUAUUUGGAUCACGAGUAUUAAUAAUUGACGAAAGCGGCAAAGCAUUAGCAGAUACUGUUGGCCCUUUAAAUGAAGGUUCCCGAUUAUCUCUAUAUUGUGAAACCAAUGGAGGAUAUCCAUCAGUUCUCACGUGGUGGAAGGAUACAAAUUUAUUGGAUGACAGCUUCAUUGCAAUGCCAAGAGGAGUUGUUCGGAAUGAGCUGACAUUAGCAUAUUUGAGCAGAGGAGAUCUUAUGUCCACAUUGACUUGCCAGGCAUCGCUACCUAAUGCUACUGAACCUGCAGAAAAGUCUGUUAGUUUAGAUUUGAAUUUAAAACCACUAGAUGUUCAUAUUACUACGUUACAACGUCCAUUAUCUGCUGGUCGCCACACAAUCCUCAAAUGCCAGUCCAGAGGUUCAAGACCUCCAGCAGUUAUUACUUGGUGGCUUGGUAGUAAGCAAUUGCUGAAUUUCACAAUAGCCGCAUAUGAUUCAACAACAAUCAGCAAACUUCUAUUUGUGCCUAGAUCUGAUGAUAAUGGGCGUGCUUUGUCUUGCCGUGCCAGUAAUCCUGUGAUGAAUGGAAAUAUACUAGAAGAUCAUAGAGUUCUUGAAGUGCAUUAUGUUCCCAAACUUUCUGUGACAGUUGGAACUCCUCGAUCAUACAUUCUGGAAGGAGAUGCUGUUUAUUUUGAUUGUAACAUAAUUGCACAUCCGUCUGUAACUGAAGUGGGAUGGAGAUUUCAAGAUGAACCACUUUACACCAAUAUUAACGCUGGCAUUAAAAUACAAAAUAGAUCGUUGCUCUUUCAUAAUAUCAAUAGAAAAUAUUCAGGCAAUUUCUCAUGUGUAGCUGCUAAUUCCGAGGGUGAAGGUGUCAGUGAUAGCGUUGCUAUUGAUGUUCACUAUGUUCCUCAAUGUGCUUUAAAUCAACGAGCUUCUUAUGGAGUUGCACUUCGACAAUCAGUAGAAAUCGAGUGCUUAGUUGAUGCCAAUCCAUCAAGCGUUAAAUUUCAUUGGUAUCUGAAUAACACUUUCCGCCAGAUACCAUUAAAGGGUUUUACAAUAAAUGGUACAUCCAGCACCCUUUCCUAUACUAUAAAAAGGGAAAGCGAUUAUGGCCAUAUUAUGUGUGCAGCAGAAAAUGAAGUUGGCAUGCAAACUGAAGCAUGUUGCUUUACUUUGACUCCUGCUUCUGUACCCAGUCCUGUGGAAGAUUGUAUUGUCUCUAAUGAAACUCUGAAUUCUGCAAUUGUUAGUUGUGAUCCAGGUUAUGAUGGGGGUUUACCACAAAAAUUCAACCUUGAAUUGUACAACUCCCAAGGAUUAGUCGCCUCAGACAUUGAAAAGACUACUCCUGAAUUUGAUUUAAUUGACCUGCCAUCUGGAAUGUCAUUUAUUGCUGUGGUAUUUGCUACUAAUGAGCUUGGUCGGAGCAAUGCUGUAGCAUUAACAGUUGCUACAAAAUCUGUAAAGAAAGUUGAAAGAGAUAAAGUGAAAAUGCCUAUCAGCCCUGUUUUAGCUGCUCUUAUAUGUAUAAUUGGAAUUUUGGUGUCAGCUGCAGUGAUAAUAAUUAUAUGUUCCAGGCACUGGUCUGCGAGAUUAGGUGAAAAUAUUCCAGAAAUGCCAACUGCAUGGGAUCCUGGUGAACUAAAGCCAGGGCAUCAAUACAUCUAAUUUACAUGAACUAAAUGUGUUCCAAAAAAUAUAUUCAGUAUAUAUAGUACAAAUUCUUUUGUAUUAUUUGAUUAUAGUAAUGGAAACAAAAUUGCAUUUAAAACUUUCUCUUUUGUAUAUACUUUAAUGUUAUUAGGUGUUAUAGUGCCUAUUUUUUAUAAUGACAACGUGAUAUUUUUACAAGUUUUUUUUUGUGCAAUGUCUUGAAUGUGUAUAUCUCACUGUAAUUUUAAUUAUUGUGUAAUCUGUGAUUAGAUAUGUAAUUUAUUAUUUUUGCUAGUCAUUUUAUACAUAUAUUUUUUUUAUUGUAUGUUGAUGUAUAAUGUUUGGUAAAGUUUUUUUUAUUCUUAAAUAAUUUCUGUACUUAAAAAUCCAUGAAUAUUUCAUAUUGUUUACUAUAUGAUGGCAUAAAUUAUGGUAACUCAUUUUCAUGCUAAAAAUUUAUAAAAUAUUUCAUGUGUAUGUUUUGCGUCAAAAAAUAUUUUUAACAAAAAUGUCUUAAUUAGGAGAUUUAAAAUUUUUUUUUAAAAAAAAAGCUUUAAUAAAUUAUUCAGCUAGUGUAGAAUUGAUAAGUCAAAAUAUUAUUGCUUAUCCAAUUAAUUUAAAAUCUCAUGCUUAUUAUAAUUAUUAUUAGCUGAUAUUAUUUAUAUGUAAAUAUUUUUAAAAAAAUCUACAAAGUUUGAUAAAAAUUUAUAUUUUUUAUACAAUAAAAUUUCUAAACUUGUUAUAAUUGCCAUUGUAGUAAAGUAGAAUGUAUGUAAUUCACAAAAAAUAUACAUAAAAAUAUACUUACAUAAAAAGUGAUAAAGGUAGUUUAUUAUUUUGUGGUAAAUUGGGAAUAAAAUUUUACUUUUUAAAAAAGCCAUUGAAAAAAAUUGCAAUGUUUUCUUCUUUAUAUAGGGGUCCCACACUUUAGAAAUUACGCAACUGAAUAUAUUUUUAUAAUUCUAUUUUAUUUGAUUUAGCAGCAGUGACUGAACUAUGUAUUAAAAAUACUGUUUAUUAUAAAAUAUCUUGAAAUGAUACAGGUAUGUUGUGUAGAAAGGAAAAAAAGAGAAAUCUAAAUUUAAAAAAUAUUAUAAAUGAGUGAAUAAUCCUUCUUUUAGCUGUUUAAAAAUUUUACUUAAGAUUUAAUUGGAUUCAAUUCUUAUGAAGGAUCAAUCUUAAGGUUUUAUUCUUUUAAAUGUUGUAAUUAUGUUUAAUAAUUCUUAAUCUGAACUUAAUGAUUUUAAAUGAAGUAACUAUUUAUUAUGCAGUUUAGCAUUUUAAUAAGUUAUAAAUUAGUUCAUCAGUUUGGAAAUGAAUAUUACAUUGUUAAUUGAUCAAGAUUUAUUUUGGAACUGCAUCUUAAUGUAGAAAAUAAGUGGAAGGCCAUUUAAUAUAUCCUUAUAAAUUUGGAACUUAAGUAAUCAUGUUUUUCUUUUUCAUAAAACAAAAUUUUGAAAAUCUAAUAAAAUGAAUGAGAUGACUCAGUCACUUUGUGGAUGGUCAACACAUGAAAUUUUUACAACUUUGAAAACGUUAAUUAAAUCUUAUUUUUUAAAUUGCGGGAACAAAAAGCUGAUGAUUAAGUAUGAUGUAACAUUAACCAACUAAUAUUUUGGGAAAAAGAUUUUUAUUUGAUAACCCAAAAGUUUUGUUUAUACAAUUUUAUAAAUUGGGCAAAAUUAAAAUAUACUGAAAAAACUUUUCAUUUGGGUAAGACAAAUUAGGUUGGUAGAAGAGUGGUAUGAUUAUAUAUGUAAUACUCUUUGAAUUCAAGAGAAACAAUAUAAAUUAUAGCCUUCUAUUUUAAAUUAUUGUUCGAAACAAAGAGAAAUGAGCCCCUUAAUCUGCAUAUAUUUUUUUUUAUCAAGAAUAUUAAAAUAUAUACUAAGGAGAGAACACCAUUUUCUAGAUUUCAGUAAAUGGAACUUUUUUUUUUACCAGUAUAGUAGAUAAAUGCAUUUCGAAGCUAUUAAAACUGCCAUCAACUGUACAUUAUUGUAAUAUUUUACAAUACACAUAACAAAGGCAAAUUUAGUAUACUAAACAUGAUGUUGAUAACAAAUUUUAAUAUUAUUUUUCUAAUGUCUUACAAUACUAUUAUAAUAUUAUUCUAUUUAUCUGCCAGGGUAUGGGAAACUAAAAUCAAUUUUUUCUAUUGUUAUUUAAUAUUAUUCGAACAUACAUUUUUUUUAUUUAAGAACUAAUUGGGUCUCUAUUUCUAUUAAGAUGCUUUGAAAUAAGUUUCUUAAUUUAACUUGCAGGGUUUAAAAUAACCUAAAGAAUUAAUCUCAUUUAAAAUUAAUCUUGUUAUGUUUUAUGGAUUAACUAAUAAAUCUUGUUUAAGUAAAGUUAUAACAUAUAAAAGGUUUGUGCUUUAAGGCAAGUUAAGUAACAUUUUUUUUUUUUGAAGGUAACAUCUUUAAAUCUCACUGUUCCUUUAGUAAGUACAAAACUACUUCAUAAAUGUCAUAUUGUUUCUUAGUAAGUAUUUUAUAAAUUCCUAGGAUUUAACAUUUUUUAUUUUUGUAAAAACAGUCUUUUAAAAAUGUGGCUUGUUUUGUCUCCAACUUUCCAUGAGUAAGUUAGGUGAUGAUGCUAAAUUUAUGUAAAAUAUAGUUUUAUAAAGUAUGCAGACUUAAUAACCUAAAUUUAACACUUUUAACUACUAGUUACUUGUGUAGUUUUUUAGUUAUAUUUAUAUUUUUUAGGUACUAUGCCUAGUCCAGGUUAAAUUCUCAUUCUGUUAAUUUAUGUUGAAAAUUUGCUAUUUAUCAUCAAUGAUGAGAUUAAAUACAUCAUAUUCAGAUUUUACAAAUUGUUUUUGAAGAACAAUUUUUACAAUCAUGUAAUUUUUUGAUUACUCAUUCUGAAAUGUGUUAAAUCACUAUAUUUAAAUGCGUUAUCUGAAAAAAAAGUGCUAAAAAAAAGUUCUUUGUCAGAAAAAUUAAUGACAUAUAAAAAAAAUAAAAAGUAAUUCAAUUUUAAAGAUAUAUUUGGAAAAUAAAAUAUAAGGGAAUCCUAUAUGGUACAAUUUGAGAUAACAAGCAUAAGUCUAAAAAUAUUAAAUUGUAAUUGUGAUCACGCUUUCUUCAGUAAUAUUUCCCUACACUGUUUUGUUAUAACUUUGUUUUAUAUUUUAUUAAAAUUGGGUUCGAAAUUUUGAAAUUAUGAGGAAAUUGUCAGACAAUUGAUAACUAUGUCGUUUCUACCAGCUUAAUUAGAUGUAUUUUCUUAAAAUAUUGUAUAAAUGUAUUUGUUUUAUUGUAUACUAUACAUGUAAUUGAAUGUAACGAACUUAGGAGUUAAUGAUUAGCAACAUUAAAAGUUUGUAUUUCCA
Messenger RNA from Parasteatoda tepidariorum (common house spider), 5152 nucleotides. RefSeq names its product B-cell receptor CD22. Gene Ontology annotation, molecular function: protein binding. Lineage: Eukaryota; Metazoa; Arthropoda; Arachnida; Araneae; Theridiidae. The record is from RefSeq and is a predicted model, not a curated record.